AUGAGAGUUUUACAACCGUUCCGCUUCAAGUCUGUAUCUGGGAAUAUUAAGAGAUUCAUUAGCAGUUUGCCACGGAUUGGGUUGGCUGGAGACGUCAAGACGUCGGAUAGACGCGUCAAGACGUCGGAUAGACGCGUCAAGACGUCGGAUAGACGCGUCAAGACGUCGGAUAGACGCGUCAAGACGUCGGAUAGACGCGUCAAGACGUCGGAUAGACGCGUCAAGACGUCGGAUAGACGCGUCAAGACGUCGGAUAGACGCGUCAAGACGUCGGAUAGACGCGUCAAGACGUCGGAUAGACACGUCAAGACGUCGGAUAGACGCGUCAAGACGUCGGAUAGACGCGUCAAGACGUCGGAUAGACGCGUCAAGUCGUCGGAUAGACGCGUCAAGACGUCGGAUAGACGCGUCAAGACGUCGGAUAGACGCGUCAAGACGUCGGAUAGACGCGUCAAGACGUCGGAUAUUCUCUUGACGGAAGACGCUGGCCAGAAACGGCCGUCAAGCGUGUCAAAUACCAUGGAAUACUGUCGAGAGAUCCUCACCCCUCCUGCACAAGGUCCUCCAUCAAGAGGUCCGAACACUUCUGCUGUGUUGGCACUGUCGAGGGAGUCCUCAUCUUCCGGCUGCAGUGACAACCAAGGGGCCCCUGACCCUCCGACAGAAGGGAUACAGGAGCGCCCGACGAGUUUGGCGCAUGAGAACGAGUUUGAUACAUCAGGGGACGAGUUCGAUGCAUCAAAUGACGAGUUCAACGCAUCAGUGGACGAGAUCGACGUAUCAAAUGACGAGUUCGAUGCAUCAGAGGAAAAGUAG
Messenger RNA from Procambarus clarkii (red swamp crayfish), 816 nucleotides. NCBI's taxonomy places the organism in Eukaryota, Metazoa, Arthropoda, Malacostraca, Decapoda, Cambaridae. The record is from RefSeq and is a predicted model, not a curated record.